Molecule: messenger RNA, 360 nt
Organism: Monoraphidium neglectum
Lineage: Eukaryota; Viridiplantae; Chlorophyta; Chlorophyceae; Sphaeropleales; Selenastraceae
Exons: 2
Coding region: 1-360 (119 amino acids)
Biological process (GO): transcription-coupled nucleotide-excision repair; proteasome-mediated ubiquitin-dependent protein catabolic process; protein polyubiquitination
Cellular component (GO): Cul4A-RING E3 ubiquitin ligase complex; nucleotide-excision repair complex
Molecular function (GO): protein binding
Source: RefSeq, a predicted model, not a curated record
AUGUUGGUCCACUACCCGGGGGCGUCCAACCCGUCGCGGCGGCCCGUGCGCCUGGCGGCGACGGAGGACGGACGCACGCUGUUCCAGCCGUGCGGGGCGGGCGUGCAGGUGUAUGACAUCAGCACGGGCGCGCUCCUGACGCGCCUCCGCCAGGGCCACUUCGAGCCGGUGACCGCCUGCGCCUGGAGCCCGCUGACUCAGCAGCUCUACACCGCAGCUUCCGACGGCUCGGUGCUGGCGUGGGCGCCAAAGGUUGAGGUGGCACUGGAAGACGAGGAGGCGUGGGAGUGGAGGCGGCGCGGGGACCUUGCGCCAGAGUGGGCCGCUCUGGACGAGGACGACUGGAGCGACGGGUACUGA